Salvia miltiorrhiza (redroot sage) is the source of this 1954-nucleotide messenger RNA. Its product is annotated as E3 ubiquitin-protein ligase RSL1-like. Gene Ontology annotation, cellular component: cytoplasm; ubiquitin ligase complex. Gene Ontology annotation, molecular function: nucleic acid binding; ubiquitin conjugating enzyme binding; RNA-DNA hybrid ribonuclease activity. Gene Ontology annotation, biological process: protein polyubiquitination; ubiquitin-dependent protein catabolic process; positive regulation of proteasomal ubiquitin-dependent protein catabolic process. The transcript has 3 exons. The coding region runs from base 142 to 1632 and encodes 496 amino acids. Lineage: Eukaryota; Viridiplantae; Streptophyta; Magnoliopsida; Lamiales; Lamiaceae. The record is from RefSeq and is a predicted model, not a curated record.
AAGAAAAUACGAAGAGUCGUGAAUUAGGUAUAAAGGCGAGAAGUAAGAAUUCAUGGUAAAUAAAUGCAUACCUCUGUAAAAAACCAGUGAGGGGUUGAAAAACUGUAACGGCUUUCUUCGAAGAAUUGGCGCGAAAAUUCGAUGGCGGACGACUUCGAUUUCGCCUUCAAUCUCCAGUUGGAAGAAGCACUCACCGCCUCCCUCCUCGACGGCGCCGUUUCGUCGCCUAACGCCGACGGAGUCCCCUACGACGCCGUUUUCGGCCCCGCUCUGUCGGACGCCCUCCAGCGCGACGAUCUCUUCAAGUACGAGCGCGAGCUCCUCGACCAGUACGGGACGCAGGCGGCGGCGAAGCGCCUGCGGCUCGACUUGUGCCGCCAGGUCCACGACCGCGCCUUCGCGUGCCAGAUUUCGAACACGCCGGAGGAGGAGUGGAGGAGAACCGGGGAUUAUCUGCAGAAGCCGUACGGCGAGGGCUCCUCCUCCUCCUCCUCCUCGUCGGAUGGGAAAGGGUUAGGGUUUAGGGUUUACGUCAAGGGCUUGGUGGAGGGGUUCGUGGGCGGCGUUGCGGUGGUGAUACGCGACGACAACGACGGGCUGGUGUUUGAAUUGGGCAAGGGAUUGAGCGGGAAGGAUCAGACUGUGGAUGAAGAGAUGGUUGAGUUGAAAGCUUUGAUUGGAGGGCUUGAUGCCGCCGUGAUGCUGGAGUUAAAGGGGGUCACCUUUGUUACUGAUAACCGGUUGCUGUAUUUACAUAUCACUGGCAAAGCCCAGCAACUGAGGGAAAAUUUUGCUGUGUUAUCUAACCAGAUAGAUCUUCUUCUGAGGAAAUUAGGCAAUAUUCGCGUAUCUUUUGUGACUCGCGAUGAUAAUGGGUUCGCUGUUGAACUUGCAAGGAAGGCAAUUGCUUCUGAGGUCAAUCGAUCAGCAGGAAGCAGUGGUACAAAGAAUCUGACAAAGACAUGUACAAUAUGUUUGGAAGAUACAGAUGUGGAUCAGAUGCUCCUAAUUGCAGGUUGUCUGCAUAGCUACUGCUUCUCGUGUAUGUCGAAGCAUGCCCAGUUUAAGUUGCUUCACGGGAUUAUACCUAAAUGCCCCGAUGAGAACUGCAAAUCUCUUUUGGAACUUGAUAGCUGCAAGAAGUUCUUGACUGCGGAAUUGUUUGACAUAAUGUGCCAACGUGUGAAGGAAGCAUCCAUCCCACCAGCGGAGAAAAUCUAUUGCCCCUAUGCAAGAUGCUCGACUUUGUUGUCAAAAACAGAGCUUCAAGGCUCCAAGGGUGGUGCUGAUGCUGUUGCAGUAUUGGGUGGUAGGAAGUGCCCUCGUUGUGGUGGUCUUUUUUGCAUCAAUUGCAAAGUCCCUUGGCAUAGUAAUAUGAGCUGCUCUGAUUUUAAAAGGCGAAAUCCCAACUCUUGUAAAGAUGAAAAGAAGCUGAAAUCAUUGGCUACUGAGAAUCUAUGGCGUCAAUGUCCCAAGUGUAACCACAUGGUUUCACUUUCUACAGGAUGCUACCACAUUUACUGCAGAUGUGGGCACGAGUUUUGCUAUACAUGUGGAGCAGAAUGGCAGAACAAGAAAGCUACGUGCUCUUGCCCUAUCUGGGACGAGCGCAACAUUGUAUAUGAUGAUUAAGAUUGACACCGAGCAAGAUAGAGCACGAUGCAGGGUGCUUCUACGCUCCACCUUUCUUGGUAAAGGUCUACCCCGUUCUCGUUUUUGCAGGCCGACCGACUUUUUUUUUGCAAGAUGAAAACCUGUUGCUGUGUUCAUAUUUUGAGCUAUUGUUUUGCUGGUUCAAACAUACUCAUCCAUGUGCCUUUCUUUUGUUUCCUGGGCAAUUUAUGUGUAAUUAUGCUCUGCACAUUUAGAAAUCAUUCAUCCUUUGGAAGAUGAAGUGUGGAUAUGUUGGCUUCUAGUUUCUGUUUAAAUCAUAUUUAAGCUAUUGCUGAUUCAA